Molecule: messenger RNA, 883 nt
Organism: Brassica napus (rape)
Lineage: Eukaryota; Viridiplantae; Streptophyta; Magnoliopsida; Brassicales; Brassicaceae
Exons: 1
Coding region: 40-813 (257 amino acids)
Biological process (GO): root development; shoot system development
Source: RefSeq, a predicted model, not a curated record
UUCUUCAUCUCAGGCAAGAGAAAGAAAGAUCAAACAAAAAUGUCUAUUUCUUUCCAUGCUCGUUCUAACAGUGUUCCCUCUAUGCAACAUCCACAAGCUGCUCAUGUUGAUGAGCAGUUGACCAGAUUGAGAUCUUCUGAGGCAGCCUCUUCAUCUUCCAGCUCUUCUAUUUACCAAAGACUAAGCAACCUUCAAGACUUACAUGACUCUCUUGACAAGAUGCUUCGCCUAUCUAUCACCAACAAGGCUUUAUCUCAGGUUCAGGUUGAGAAGCUUCUUGAUGGAUCCCUCAGGAUCUUGGAUUUGUGCAAUGUGGCCAAGGACGCUUUGUCACAGAUGAAAGAAGGUCUCAAGGAGAUCCAAUCUAUUCUAAGAAGAAAGCGUGGAGAUUUAUCAGCAGAGGUCAAGAAAUACUUAGCCACAAGAAAGUUCUUGAAGAAAUCAUUCCAAAAAGUAGUCAAGAAUUUGAAAGUGAGCCAAAACAAAGAGAGCACCGAUAAAUCUUUGGUUGUGUUUGGAGAAGCAGAAGCCAUAACAGUUGGUGUCUUUGAACGUAUGUUUUGCUUCAUGUCCGGAUCUAAGGCUUGUGGAAAAUGGUCAUUGGUCACAAAACUCAUGAGCCAGACCAAAUCUACAUGUGAAGAUGAAGCAAAUGAAUUCACAAGAUUGGACUUUGUGUUUGAAUCCGGGAAGUUACUUAAUAUGGAAGAUGUGCAGUUGCUAGAGUCGUGCAUUCAAGAUCUUGAAGAUGGAACUGAGUCACUCUCAAAGUCAAUGAUUAAAUACAGAGUCUCACUUCUUAAUAUCUUAUAGAUCAUAUCGGCUAUAAAAUUUUGUACAGAAAUUUAAAUGAGAUCAGAAACAAACAUAAACUUUUUUGCCA